AUGGGGCAACAGUCAUCCCCGUCAAGUGCUAGAAGACGAGGUCGUCUAAACUCCGAUCGACCAACAUCAAUAUUCACCUUCUCAGACCCCGUCCGAUCAAGGCCACGGCCCAACCCGACCUCUUCCUCUAGAGAGCCACCGCCAAACAAUGAAGUCCGCACCCUCUUCAACGGGCAUAUCAAUUUGCGCGGUCGAAAUGACAAUCUGCCUCAAAAAUGGUGGCCUGCUUCGACCGCCAUCCCCCUCCUCGUCGCCACCAUUGGUCCGCUCUCCCACGUUCUGUCCAUUGCUUCACUGGUAACCACCUGGAAAGUGACUCUUCCCGACUCCGGCAUCCUGCCCGAUGGCAAAGAUGACAAUGGAAUUGGCAUUCCGGACCCAAAGUGGGAGAUCAACGCCAACAUUGUUUCGCUGAUUUGUGGAUUUGCGGGCAACUUCUUCUUGUUGCUGAAUUUCACAGGGAGGGUGAGGUACGUGGUUGCUAUACCGGCGGCAGUGGGGGCGUGGGUGUUUAGUUCUGGUAUUUUGGUUGCGAUCCUCCUGGCGAUGCAUAUUCAUUCGCCGCCGGUUUGGCCCGAGAUAUACUCCCAGGGGUAUUAUCAUGCCAUCUUCUCAGCCUUCUUUUAUGCUCUGGGAGCGGUUUUGUUGGCGAUCAACAUGCUUGGUUACUUGAGGGGGUAUUACCCGCAGCAGUUCGACCUCGACGAUGACCAAAGGACACUGAUCUUGCAGACCAUGCUCUUCUUCGUUUGGUUGGCGGGCGGAGGAGCGGUGUUUGCGUGGUUGGAAGACUGGCCUGGGGGCUUUUGUGACGGAUUGUAUUAUUGUGAUGUUACAAUCCUAACCAUAGGCUUCGGUGACUUCGCACCCGCUACGACCGCCGGCAGGGCAUUCCUCAUGCCUUUCCAAACUCUCGGUCUUCUGUUUCUCGGUCUGGUCAUCUCCAGCGUCAGCCGAUUCGCCGCCAACAUCUCGGCCGACAAGAUCAUCAAGCGACAUCAGGAACACUCAAGACGGUCGACAGUGGGCAUGUCGGUGACGAAUGAAAACGAGCUGAGAGAGAAGUUGGGUUUGCCACCAAAAAGAAAGGUGAGCAACGCAAGGGGGGGAAAUGGAGGGAGGAGAGCGUUUAGUGCGAGGAGGUCAUCGUUGGCGCAGUAUGGUCGGUUGGAGGUUGCGGGCAGGAUGGUCACUUUUCGACGGCAUUCUCGGGCUGAGGUUGGUGGUGCAAGCGAGGGCCAUUCGGUCGAGAGGGCUGCUGACGCAAAAGGGGGAGAAAAUGAGAACAGAACCAAAGAGGAGGAGGCAAGGCAGAAGAUGCUGAAGUUUGACUUUGGUAAUGAUAACGGAAAGGGGGCUGAAGAGAUUACGAGAAAUGGCAGUGGCGAGAAAUCUUUAUCACAGGACAAGAGAAAGCAAAGAAGACAGAAACUAUUGCUUUUGAAGGAUGACAGGGAUCGGUUCGAAACCAUGAGGCAAAUCCAAGACGAGACCAAGCGGUGGAAGCAGUACUGGGCCCUCGCCAUGGCCUUCUUAGCCUUCUCCAUUCUUUGGGGGUUCGGUGCCGUCGUCUUCAUGCUCACCGAAGCGCGGAUAUCAAAUCUUUCCUACUUUGACUCGCUGUACUUUUGCUGGGUGUGGCUAGUCACCAUUGGAUAUGGCGACAUCGCUCCCAAGUCCAACAUCGGCAAGCCGUUUUUCAUCGUCUGGUCGCUCAUUGCCGUACCAAUCAUCACCGUUCUCUUCCAAGAAAUGUCGUCCACCGUCGUCAGAGCCGUCAACCGUGGUGCAUUCAAGGUGGCUGACUGGACCAUCAUGCCGACGUCGAAGCGUGGGGUGCUAGACAAGUACAUCCAGAACCAUCCUUGGUUGCAAAAAUUCGUGGGUAAAAGACAGGACGCGGAAGAGUCCGCACGUGAAGCUGGCGCGGGCACUGAGCAGCCAGGAAAUCUAGAAGGGCCAGCUGAAGGUGCUGACGAACAGGAAGAAGACCUCCCCUCGCUGCUCUCCAAAACCAUCAAGUCCAUAGCGCAUGACCUCCGCUUCUCCCCUCAAAAGCGGUAUUCGUACGAAGAAUGGCAGCUCUUUACCAAGCUGAUUCAGUUCACUCAAAGAGAAGAGGAGGUAGAUGAUGAGGGAAUCACGAUGACAGGGGACUGGCUGAGUGAAGAUUCUCCCCUGCUGGCGGAUAUCACUGAAGCGGAAUGGGUGUUGGAUCGCUUGUGCGAGUCACUGGACAGGUAUACCCGCUCCAGUUCUCAUCAGAAACCUCGGCCGCAACCAAAACAUGGCGAGGCCACAGAUGCUGAACUAGAUCCGCUGCGUAUUGAGACAGAGCAGAGACUGCUUAAUAACAUAGAAGAGGAAAGUGAAAGAGGGAGGAGAAACCGGGACGUCUCACCAAGCUAA
Neurospora crassa OR74A is the source of this 2409-nucleotide messenger RNA. Its product is annotated as potassium channel protein. The record is from RefSeq and is a predicted model, not a curated record. The transcript is spliced from 6 exons. Gene Ontology annotation, molecular function: potassium ion leak channel activity. Gene Ontology annotation, biological process: potassium ion transmembrane transport; stabilization of membrane potential. The coding region runs from base 1 to 2409 and encodes 802 amino acids. Gene Ontology annotation, cellular component: membrane. NCBI's taxonomy places the organism in Eukaryota, Fungi, Ascomycota, Sordariomycetes, Sordariales, Sordariaceae.